Clunio marinus is the source of this 919-nucleotide messenger RNA. NCBI's taxonomy places the organism in Eukaryota, Metazoa, Arthropoda, Insecta, Diptera, Chironomidae. The record is from the annotation of a GenBank genome assembly.
UCCAUGUUUUAUUUCAAUUUUUCAUUAUAGGGUGUGCCUGUUUUAGUUUGUUUUUUGCCCAAGCUGGUCCUCAUUAUUCACAUACAAGUUACAUUUUGCGUAGGCGUACUUAAUUUUUUCCCUUUGUUAUAUUUUCAUACACGAACCUAACCCAAAACGAAACGUUUUAUGUAUGUGUUUGUUAAGUGAUGGAAAUGAAUGUUGAAGAGGAAAAGAGAAGCAACGAAUUGAAAAAGUGAGAAAGAAAUGAAUAUAGACCGAACACACCCUGAAGAAAGAGGAAGAAAAUCUACCCUCUAUAAUGCAGAGAUGAACAAGAGAAAAAAAAUGAAUAAUCUUGCGAAAACAUUUCCUACAAUGGACGAAAUUCUCAGCAAGAUAUUGAAAAUAUAGUUUUGAAUCUUGUAGGGUGUUCCUUUUAAUGUUCUUCUUUUAAUAAAUUUUUAGAAUGAAACAAGUCAAUAUGAUAUUUAGCUGUUUGUCGCCGUUUUUUUCUUUUUAUAGAAGGAUAGAUCUGCAUGCCUGAUCGACUAAUUAGUCAACUUCUGUUGAGUUUUUCAGAAUUUUCUUUGCCACUUUUAUCCUUGGCAUAUUAUAUUUCUUUCAUGAGUUAAUCAUUAAAUGCAUUGCUACUGAAUAAAAGGAGCGUGAUUAUUAAAGUAACAGAGUUUAGAAAAUACAACUGCACAUAUACUUAUUGAGGACAAAAAAGAAGAGAUACGCUUGAUGAGGAGAAACAGAAACUUCACGGAAUUUCACAACAGACAAUGUGUUUGCUAUUUACAUUCAUACAUGUAUUUUGUUUCCAUGCAUGAAAUUUAUUCUCAUAACAGAAAAGUAACAAAAAGAUCGUUCAUAUGCAAUAAUUUGUCCUUAAUUCAUUUACUUUUCAACUCAACAUAUGAAAAUGGUUAGAAAG